Fusarium sp. VM40 is the source of this 1011-nucleotide messenger RNA. The record is from the annotation of a GenBank genome assembly. Lineage: Eukaryota; Fungi; Ascomycota; Sordariomycetes; Hypocreales; Nectriaceae.
AUGGGCUCAUUCUUAUCACGAAACGAAUUCCCUGCUGAGGGUAGAACUGUCUUAAUCACCGGUGGUUCUCGCGGCCUCGGCCUGGCAGCAGCAUGCCAGCUCGCAGCAAAAGGCGCCAACGUAGCUAUUGGCGCACGAGACCCUGAAGUCCUCAAAGAAGCCCUUGCACGGGUCGAAAAGUCUGCCCGCUCGCCAACUCAGCGCUUCUUCUCACUCACAGCCGAUGUGACCAAAGCUACCGAGUGCGCACGUGUCAUCGCGGAAGUGACUGCCUGGAACGAUGAUAGUCCGCCAGAUAUCGUGUGGUGCUGUAGCGGAAGUGCACAUCCUACGCUGUUUAUUGAUACGCCCAUUGAGCAGCUUCAGACCAUGAUGGAUAGCAAUUACUUCUCGAGUGCGUAUUUGGCUCAUGCUACGCUGAAUGCGUGGCUACGACCUGCCAUUGACGGUGUCGCCAAGAAGACUUCAGAGUCCAAAUCAUUGGCAUCUCGGCACAUCAUCUUCACCGGAUCUUUCGUUUCUUUGUACAGCUUCGCAGGCUUUACGCCCUACUCUCCAUCCAAAGCUGCCAUAAGAUCGCUAUCAGAUUCUCUCUCACAAGAAAUGAACUUGUACGCCGGUGCUCACCCCGAUGAGCCUCGCGUUCGCAUACACACCGUCUUUCCAGCGACGAUGCCAACAAAGUCAUUGGAUGAUGAGAACCGCGUCAAAACGGAUGUUACAAAAGCGCUCGAGGAGGGUGAUCAGAUCCUCUCACCAGAUGAGUGUGCGCGACGUGCGAUUGCGGGGCUGGAGAGGGGAGAAGAGCUGGUCGCGACGAGUACGAUCAUCAGACUUGUUAUGACGAGUGUUAUGGGCGGUGCGAUACGAGGAGGGUUUUGGACGGGAUUGGCGAAUACUAUCCUGAGUUGGAUUGUUAUGGUCGUGAUGGUUUUUAUUCGGUGGGAUAUGGAUGUCAAGGUGCGGAACUGGGGUAAGAAGCAUGGAGCGAGCGGCAAGGCGUCCGAGUAA